This is a messenger RNA of Saccoglossus kowalevskii, 1233 nucleotides long. RefSeq names its product octopamine receptor beta-2R-like. The record is from RefSeq and is a predicted model, not a curated record. Lineage: Eukaryota; Metazoa; Hemichordata; Enteropneusta; Harrimaniidae. Gene Ontology annotation, cellular component: plasma membrane. Gene Ontology annotation, molecular function: G protein-coupled receptor activity. Gene Ontology annotation, biological process: positive regulation of MAPK cascade; adenylate cyclase-activating adrenergic receptor signaling pathway.
AUGUUGUUUUUACUAGAAGACGUGUUUGCAAAUUCUACCGACGUGUUGAAUUUCACCAUCGGAAUCGGAAACGGAACGACAAAUCAACGAGUCCCUGCUCACAGGCCGCUUUGGUUGUCUACUCUCCUUGUCGUGUGUCUUUCUACGCUAGCCGUAUUCACCGUGCUUAGCAACUUACUAGUAAUCUGCGUGGUCAUACGAUACCGUUUCUUGCGGACAAUCACCAACAAUUUUGUGGUAUCUCUGGCGUUCUCCGAUCUAAUUAUGGGACUCUUCGUCAUGCCGUUGGCGAUCGUGUACGAUCUCGAGAGCGGGCAGUGGAAUUUUGGUCCCUUGUUCUGCGACAUGUGGAACGCGACCGAAGUGUUGAGCGGAGUAGGAUCGAUGGCCAAUCUGUCAAUGAUUUCCUUUGAAAGACAUCUGGCGAUAGUGCACCCUAUGACUUAUCGACACCGGGUUACCAGGGAGAAAUCUUAUCUGAUGAUAGCUAUAACGUGGAUAGUAGCCUUGUCUUUAUCAUAUCCGUGUAUAUUAUGGUGGCAUCACACCACCGAAGAGAACAUACCACAACACUUAGUUUGUAAAUUAACGCAAGAUAGAACGUACCUGAUAACAGCCGUCACCUGUGGCUUUUUUGUGCCCUGUUUCAUAAUGAUAUUUGCCUACUUCAGAAUCUAUUUAAUAGUUAAACGGCAAAUGAAAAAUAUUUACGAUGGGAGACGGGCUGUUAGAUCCCCGGAGGGAGUUAAAAGUGAAGACAACGUACUGCGGAUUCACCGUGGUAACACCGCCAGCAUUUCGAGAAACCCUUCGCAAGAAGAUAUUUCAAAACGCAGAAGAGUAAGCUUGAAAAUACAACGGGAGUAUAGGGCUGCCAAAAUGUUGGCAAUUGUAAUUGGAAUUUUUUUUAUUACGUGGCUGCCGUACAUGACAUCAGAACUGCGAAUUAGUGUGUGUGGGUAUCAGUGUCUGCAAUUGCCGAGCGUUGCACUGCGUGUAUUUAAAUGGCUUGCUUAUGCAAACAGCGCUCUCAACCCACUCAUAUACGCAAGGAACAGUCACCGUUUCCAGUAUGCGUUCUCUCGUGUAUUUAAGUCGAUUGUGGAUAGAACUAAGUGCAGUAUACGAAAUCACACGGAACACGAACUCAACAACGUUCCAAGUAAGACGAGAAUGAGACGAAACAACCCUGAAUCUAGUUUCGUUUCUGAAGUAGGAACGAAAAAUCUGUAG